CGUCUUGAUCAUGUUUGACUAAAAAAAUGAUUAUUUCUGUUGUUCUUGGCCUUAUAUUUGUCCCAAAGCGAUGUUUUCUGUGUAUUUGCGAGUAGUUGUUUUUUGGAAUUAACUCGGAUCCCUGUGGUUUGCACACGGACGUACGGACGUAUGUAAGUACCGCGCGGAUGCUCCGCUAAAAUGAAAAUCCUCAAAAAUAUCCAUCCUGAAGUCCAAGUCCAAGUUCCAUCGAUUUUAGUCUGAGUUUUAGCCUACGUAAUGGUACCUACGUAGUUGUGGUCUUUCUUUGUAAACAAAGUUACAAGCGAAGUUUUAGUGGCGAGUGGUUGAACUUCUGCCAAAUCUAAAUCCUUCAUUUAAAACGCCUCCAAUCCAGAUUAGCAGUAACAUGGCUACUGCUGUCACCGCUACCCUCUGUUGCUGUCCUAUUUGUGGUAUUAUUGGAAUCAUUUAUGCUUCUAAG
Actinia tenebrosa (Australian red waratah sea anemone) is the source of this 463-nucleotide messenger RNA. RefSeq lists its product as uncharacterized. NCBI's taxonomy places the organism in Eukaryota, Metazoa, Cnidaria, Anthozoa, Actiniaria, Actiniidae. Gene Ontology annotation, cellular component: membrane. The record is from RefSeq and is a predicted model, not a curated record.